AUGAGAGGAAAAGUUUCUGUACCACCUGAAGCAUUGGCUGCACCAGAUAUGUGUGGUUAUAUGACAAAAGAAGGAAACAGUUAUAAAUCAUGGCAGAAACGUUGGUUCAUUCUAAAGGGUAUCAGAGUAUAUUACCUGGUUGAGAAGAAUGAUAAAUAUUCGAAAGGAUUCUUUGAUUUGGAUAAUAGUAGUUUAGCUAAGAAAUUGAAUACUCAAGAGAUUCAUUUGAAUACUGCGAAGCGUCUCUACAAGUUCUUUGCACCAACAAUACCAGAGACUGAUCGUUGGAUUGCCGCUCUCAAUGGUGCUGUCCAAGCAUUCCUCAAAGGAAAUCUAUUGGCUGGAACAACAACAACAACUGUCACCGUUGCAACAACCUCACCACCUGCAACUACAUCACCACCAAUUGUUUCACCAUAUCCAACUCAACCACAACCACUACAACAACCAGGACAACCACAACCAGGACAACAACAACCACAACAACAACAACCACAAUUAUAUCCACAUUUACAGCAACAACAGCAACCAUAUCCAUAUCCACAACAACAACCAAUUGUUCCAAUUUCACAAACAUCGACUACACCUCAACCAAUUGCUACUAUUACUACAACCAACUCUUCUUUGACCUCUGAAACAGAUAGUGAGAAAUCAUUGACUUCUUCAUCAACAAGCGAAAAUGGUGAUUCAAAGAGAAAUUCAUUAACUCCAACAUCGAGUACCUCUACUACUACUACAACAACAACUACCUCGACAACAGCUACAACACCUAAUCCAACAGCACCUCAAAGUUCGAUUCCAGUGUAUGGAGCACCACCAUCAACUUACACACAACCAACACAACCAACAACACAACCACAACAAGCUCAACCAGCUCAGACAAAUCAACAACAAAGACCUGUAUCACAACAAUUUGGACAACCACAAGCGCAACCACAACAACCAUACCAAUAUCAAUAUCCACCACAAGCUUACGGUCAAUACCCACCACAACAGCAACAACAAUAUCCAGUUGCCUACGCUGCAGGAACACAACCAGUUGCACCUCAACAAGGUGCUGGUGCUAAACCUGCUGCUGGUCAACCACAGGGACAACCACAAGGACAACAACCUUACCCAUAUCAAUAUCCACAACAACCACAACAAUAUCAAUAUCCAGUUGCUUAUUCAACCGGUACACAACCAGUUGCUCCUCAACAAGGUGCUAAACCAGCUGCUGGUCAACCACAAGGUCAGCCACAAAGUCAGCCACAGCCACAAGGUCAACCACAACCACAAGGAACACAACAGCAACAACAACAACAACAACCAUAUCCCUAUCAAUAUCCACCACAAGCAUACGGUCAAUACCCAUAUGGAUAUCCACAACAACAACAACAAUAUCCAGUUGCUUACGCCGCAGGAACGCAACCAGUUCCUCAACAAGGUGCUAAACCAGCAGCAGGUCAACCACAAGCGCAACCACAACCACAACAACCAUAUCCAUAUCAAUAUCCACCACAAGCAUACGGUCAAUACCCACAGCAACAAUACCCACCACAACAACAACAAUAUCCAGUUGCUUAUGGUCAACAACCAUAUCCACAACAACAACAACAACAAUAUCCAGUAGCUUAUGCACAACCAGUUGCUCCUCAACAAGGUGCUGGUGCUAAACCAGCUGCUGGUCAGCCACAACAACAGUAUCCAGUUGCAACAGCAAGUGCUCCACCUGCUUCAAAAUAA
This is a messenger RNA of Heterostelium album PN500, 1725 nucleotides long. RefSeq lists its product as uncharacterized. The transcript has 2 exons. The coding region runs from base 1 to 1725 and encodes 574 amino acids. NCBI's taxonomy places the organism in Eukaryota, Evosea, Eumycetozoa, Acytosteliales, Acytosteliaceae. The record is from RefSeq and is a predicted model, not a curated record.